This is a messenger RNA of Ophidiomyces ophidiicola, 3702 nucleotides long. RefSeq lists its product as uncharacterized. Gene Ontology annotation, cellular component: nucleus. NCBI's taxonomy places the organism in Eukaryota, Fungi, Ascomycota, Eurotiomycetes, Onygenales, Onygenaceae. The record is from RefSeq and is a predicted model, not a curated record. The transcript has 2 exons. Gene Ontology annotation, molecular function: poly(A) RNA polymerase activity. Bases 1 to 3702 code for a protein of 1233 amino acids.
AUGGCGCUUGCUAAUGUGGAAUCCGCUUUCAAAAAGUUAUCUUUAACGGUCUCUCAAACUGCGCUCUGCAUUGUCCCGCCAGAACAUCUCUGUGAAGAGAUCAAUUAUCUGAGAUCAUCCUACGACCAAUCAUAUGAGCGCUGGCCCCCUCAUAUCAGUCUCCUUUAUCCAUUUGUUGCCGUCGAGUCACUUCCACAAGCAGCUUCACUAAUUGGGGCGAAGCUGAAAGCGCUGCAGGGAACUUCUCCGCCCCUGGAUGUGCACGUUCGACUCGAGGGUGCCAGCUCAUUUUGCCCACGGAAAGGAAAUAUCAUUCAUUUAGUACCACAUGAACCCAACAAGGGGUGGUCUCUGAGGAAUCUCCAAGAUUUUGUUGUUGAGGCUUUGGGGCAGCAGGGAACAGUGGCUGAACAGAGCUUUCAUCUGACGAUUGGGCAGACCAAGGCGAACGAUGACCAGUCACGGGACUCUUUGGUCUCAAAGGCAGAUUUAUUAUCUGCCAUUCAGUGGAAUGUCGAGGAGCUGGUGGUUCUUGUCCGUGAGAAAGUUACCAUUCAGGGCCAAAAAAUAACCCGGAUGCGGGUCUGGGGUACGAUCGACCUCUCUGGAAACGUCACACCCAGCGAAUCGGAAUCGCUGGAAACAGGAGAGUUUUCAGAUAUUAUUAGUCCACCAGAUACUUGCACUUCUCUGCCGAUGCCAACGUAUGAAUUUUGUCCAGGCACCCAGCUCUGGGAGCCUUGCCCGUCGACAAACGACCAAGGCAUAGAAACGUCUUUAACACCGGAUGCCCUAUCGAUUUCAAGCUACAAUGUACUGUUAGAACGGCUUCAUCCACCCCCUCGGGAGAGGUAUCCUGCUUUAAUUCGCAGCAUACUUUCAAACUUUGCCCUGGCCGAUGUUCUUGUGCUACAAGAAGUCUGCGACGACUUCUUAUCACAUCUUCUAUCUCAGCCUCAAAUUCGAACAAGUUAUCCAUUUGCUACACAUGGUCCACCUUACCAGAAUGGGUGCAGGCCAUUGCUCAUGCAAAGAAACAAUGUGGCAUUAAGUCGCUUCAAGUUCAGUUGGGAGAACUAUUCCUUUGAGGAACGCUACAAAAAUGCUAUAAUCAUGAAACUAGACAUUUUUAAUAAGCUUGAUGAAAAUCCAGGCUCUUCAUCACUGAUAGUUUCCGGUGUCCAUCUGACGUCUGGCUUGCAUGCUGCGAGAGUACAUGAAAAAGAAUCUCAAAUUCGCUCUUUGUAUCGUUUUCUAGACCAGAAAUACCCGAACAGCCCAUGCAUUAUUACUGGUGAUCUGAACAUCCCUACAUCCACUCUCACUAUAAAGAGAGCUUUGGAAGAAAAUGUACUCACUCCUGAAAAGGAAAUGAAGCUCUUGCAGCUGGAGGAGCUGCUCUAUGAAUCCCGUUUCCAUGACGCCUGGCUCGUUGCUCGUGCCAGUGGAAAGGAUACAUCGGCUACCGUGCCAAACUACCAGGUCGGUGAGGACCUGAUCGAAGGGGAGCUAGGCGGCACUUUUGAUCCAGGUCGAAACCCACUUGCCGCCGCAUUGGGUGGCAAAGAUGGGCGACCACAGAGAUAUGACAGGAUAUUAGUCGAUGGUCAAAAAACACUUAAAAUAAUAGAGUUUAAUCUCUUCGGCUUUCCUGACCAUCCAUAUCCUAAUUGUAUCGAAAAAGAACAUCCCGAACUUGUGUUUGGGAGCGAUCACUGGGGUGUAAGGGCCAGAUUCGAAGUUUCCCAAAAAAAUAGCUUUGAUAUUUUGAGAUCCACACGGAAUUUUACCUUACCCUUAGCGCCCGCUCGUCUUUCAGAUACGCCGUCCCUUUUAUGUCUGGAAACGUGUAUGACAUUGCCUUCCAACGAAGAUGUGACUAGGCGAGAAGCUGUUCUUGAACUUCUUCGGAAUGUCGUGAUAAACGCUUCCCCUCAACAAAAGCAAAGUGACGAUCAAGACUAUCACGAAGCAGAAAUUGCAAUGAUCCUUGUUCCCGUUGGUUCCUAUGGAAUGGGAGUAUGGAGCCCAUCUUCAGAUAUUGAUUGUCUUUUUAUAGGGCCAAUCAGUUCUAAAACUUUCUUUGCUAUUGCUGAACAGCGACUCCGAAAAGCUGCCGAUAAGGAUAUAAGGAUUCUGCGAAAAGUGAAAGCAGCAACGGGAACCAUGCUGGAAAUUGAAGUUGAUGGCAUCAAAUGUGACCUGCAGUAUUGUCCUGCUGCGAGGGUUGUUGAAAGAUGGCCGACCAUAUCUCAAUUGCCGCAAGAUGACCCGACGUUUGAUUUAUCAUACCAAGCUUUGUCUAAGCUCCAGGCAUUUCGAGACCUUGAUUCCAUUCAGCGCUCUAUUCCAGAUAUGGCGUCCUUUCGAACAGCCCACCGUUAUAUAACAGCAUGGGCAAAGCAUCGUGGUAUAUAUCUCGCCAGGUUUGGUUAUCUUAGCGGGAUUCAUAUUACCUUAAUGCUGUCGCGAAUAUCUAAAUUACUCUCUUUUACCAAGGGAAGAGUCAGAUCAGCAGAUAUGAUCUGUGCAUUUUAUCAUCACUAUGCAAAUUUCGAUUGGGAGGGUGAAAUGGUUUUUGAUCCGUCCUCCGUCUUCUAUAACAAGCCAUACUACCGCCGGUAUCCAAACGAACCAAUGGUUAUUCUUACGAUACAUAAGCCAAUUAUCAAUGUCGCAAGGGCAGUCACAAUUUCGUCGGCUAGGACUAUCGUUGACGAGUUAAGACGAAUGAAUCGGCACAUAUCCAAUACUACCAUUUCCUGGUCAGAGAUUAUUUAUGGCAAUGAGCCCACUCUAGAUCCUUCCCAGGAGUUCUUGACAGCCUAUAGCAGUUUUAUCAAAAUCCAUAUUCAAUACUGGGGGUCAUCGCUUGCCAAAGGGAACACGCUUGUGGCCUGGCUUGAAUCCAGAUGCAUACGGCUUUUGAACGGUGAGAUUUCAAAUGAUAUCCCUCAGACUACUCCAGCUGACCUUUUCAUAGAUCUGAAUAAAAAUUUGCCAGGAAUCCAUGCGAGGAUAUGGCCUGCUCGAUUUACGCCUACUGAAAUGACGGAUGGCACCGAAUAUGAGGGAUGUUAUCUAAUUGGUCUCUCGAAGAAAGAGGCAAAAGGAAUUGUCGGUAGAAAGGAAGAGCGCGAGCAUGGUGUUGCCUCGCUACAGAGGGUUUUAUACCAGUUCAAAUCAAAAGCCCAAGAAGAAACGAAGUAUUUUGAUCCUACAGUGGCAUGGUUGGAUGUUACUCACACCAGGAAAGAAGAACUUGGUUCACUCAAGGUCGACGGAAGAGAAUGGGGGACUUACGCACUGACAGAGGAACUGUCAGAGUCUGAAGAUGAAGAUGAAGAGAAUGUUGAUUUCGAUUCGGACGCCAGCGCUAAGCGAUCGGCCCGCAAGCGCUCUGCACCCAAGGUUACGUCAAACAUGAUAGGCGCCAAGCUCCGACCGGCGGCAGAUAUUCUUAGCCGUCUUCGUUGGGAUCGGAAUAUGGACUCUAGUGAUUAUGUGGUUGGGUAUGAAGACCGUUUUCUAGGUAGCCUAGAAAUUCUGCUGGAUAAUUGGAAGACAGAACAAACAGACGAGGAGUUUAUUCCGCAGCACAGAAUCAUGUAUUUCAGGAGAAAGAGUGACGGGGUGGUCGUCUGGGAGAGGGAAAGCAAGAAAGAUCUGAUUUUUGGGAGUGGAGUGGGAAGGGUUGAGUAG